CCGGGAACAAACAGGUACCAAACUUUUUUGUGAAUGGCCGUCAUGUCUCUGUCGGUGCAGUUUGGUGCUCUGAGAACCAGGGAGCUGCGAAACCUGCUGCAAGAUGAAGACAAAAUAAAUCAUAUCAUCAGGUGUAGUGAGAAGUUCCAGGGGCUGCAGAGGGCUGCAGAGAAGAGGCUGCUUUCAAAUCAAAAAAUGGCAAAAGUCAGUCUUUCUCAAAAAACUCAAUUUAGAGACGCUAAGUUGCUACUUGCAAUGAAGUACAAGGAACUGGAAAAACUUAGAAGCAUCAUCCAGGCCAAACAAGAACAACUUGUAGGAAAGCACAGUGUCCAUUAUUAUCAGCAGUGCCUCCUGAAGAAGAUAAAUCGUGCAGAGGAGGAGUGUGAGUGGGAUAUUUCUCCCAACAGCUGCUGUUUCAGAGGUUUGCGGAGGGGAAAACACCGGUGGCAGAUUUCUUGGAUUCCUUUCUCUCCCUGCAAAAACUCCAACACAUCAGGUUAGUCCUGGUGAAGAAACUCCAGGAAAUUACAGAACUCAGAUCAACACAAAGGAUCAGUGAGAUAAACCCCGAAACUCAGCAUUUCUUAGCAGGUUUUCCUGAGCAGAUCCGUAACACAUGCCUCCCAGUCUGCGGCCUAACCACAGCUGUCAUCUUACCUACCUGCUGCCACCCUACGUUCCUGCUGCCCUUUGGCACCCAUGCAAACACUGUCCAUUGUCUACAGCAUUUGCCAUUUCGUCAUGAUUACAAUGAGUCCCUGCUUGCAAGAGUGCAUGGACGAAGCCCCAAAUGGCCAGGAAGACCCGUCCGUCUUCAGCCACUGAAGGUGCAACACAGCAGGCAUCAACAAGCACCACAAUGAAGUCUACUCCAGUCUCAGAUACAUGUUUUUUCAUUUAAUGAAGGUUAACCCAGUGGGGGGGGGGGUUCCACUGCUUUAAAUAUUGAAAACUACACAGUAACAAAAAUUUGCAUUAAAUGCUUCUGCUGAUGCUGAUCUAAGUUGCCACUUUACUGUUUUAUUUAGGCAAAGUUCUUGGACGGCUGUUUGUGUUAAGACAACAUUAAUAAACACUGAUGGAGAGAGA
Messenger RNA from Micropterus salmoides (largemouth bass), 1092 nucleotides. RefSeq names its product vacuolar protein sorting-associated protein 37D-like. Gene Ontology annotation, biological process: protein targeting to vacuole; protein targeting to membrane; ubiquitin-dependent protein catabolic process via the multivesicular body sorting pathway. The transcript is spliced from 4 exons. Gene Ontology annotation, cellular component: ESCRT I complex. The coding region runs from base 34 to 504 and encodes 156 amino acids. Lineage: Eukaryota; Metazoa; Chordata; Actinopteri; Centrarchiformes; Centrarchidae. The record is from RefSeq and is a predicted model, not a curated record.